AGCGGUCUGUUGACGGGACGAUAUACAGCUUCUUCGCCUCUGGCAUUGCAGUUUAUCGUGGACUGAGAUAAUUUAAUUUCACUAUGGGAGCAUCUUCUUCCAGUCUGCUGGAUGAGACUAAAUCCAACUACAUCAGAGGUCGUGCUGAGGCUGAGCUGAAGAACUUCACUCCCCACUACAGACAGCAGUACUUUGUAGCCUUCUGCUCUAAGCUGCAGGAGGAGGUGGAGCAACAGAAAGAAACCCGCACUCAUCUCCUUAAACAGAGGGAUCCCCCUAGGCCAGAGGAGGUGCUCUAUCAGGACAGUGUUCUGCAGUAUGACGACACCAGGAAGUGGAAGGAGAGGUUUGUGGUGAUGAGAGCCAAUCACAGCCUGGAGUGUCAUGACAACCAGGAGAGCUUCAGUAAGGGUGUUCCGGCUAGACAGAGACUCCUACCAUCAGGGGGCGUAGUUCUGACAUCAGAGGAGAAGUACACAGCGCUUGUGGACAAGGCCUUCCCUGACCCUUACGGUUUGAAGGAGGAGACAUCUCCCCCCGUGGUAGUGGUACCUCCUGGUCAGUUCCCCGUCUACCUCAGGCUGCCCUACAGACGAGACGCAUUCUUCAGCUUCCCCCAGGAGGACCGACGAGCAACCUUCCUCUCCAUCCUCACAGGCUGCAUCAGGCAUCAGAACCACAAUUCUCUGAGGCGGUCGUCCUGUGAGUCUCAGGCGUUUCUCAAGGCCAUACAUUUCUAUCGGCAGGAGAAAGGACACUAUGAGUCCUGGGACAUGCUGGUGGGCUGUGAGGAGCAGGUCCUAACCAAUUUGGUUUUGGAGGAGCUUCUACCCUCUCUACAGACAGAACUUCUGACCAGACUAAAGGGGAAGAAAGCAGAGAGGAAGAGGGUUUGGUUCUCUACGUUGGACGCCGCGUACCAUCUGGUCCAGGACCAGCUGAGGGAGGGUCUGAAGGUUCUGAAGGAGGAGUGUAAAGAGACAGCCAGGUCUCAGGAAGCUCUGGUUCGCUCUGAUAUGGACCAGAUAGCCAGUUCUAGAGCCUUCCUACAGGCCAAGCUACAAGCCUCUGUCAGUGACCCGGCAGUAAAGUUCUGCAGUGAGAACGUGUCUCCGUACCUGGCGUCCAUCUUGGAAGAGCUGAUGUCUCCGGUGACGGGGGGCUUCCAGGGGGUUCGGCUUCUCCUGGAGGGGGAAAUGAACGCUCUCAGUCUGGGCUUCCCCGAGGGAGGGGGGCAAGAGGGGUUCAACCAGCGUAACCGUGAACAACGUAACCGUGAACAGCGUAAGCAGCGUAACCGUGAACAACGUAACCGUGAACAGCGUAAGCAGCGUAACCGUGAACAGUGUAAGCGUGAACAGCGUAACCGUGAACAGCGUAAGCUCGAACAGCGUAACCGUGAACAGCGUAAGCGUGAACAGCGUAACCGUGAACAACGUAAGCGUGAACAACGUAAGCGUGAACAGCGUAAGCGUGAACGUAACCGUGAACAGCGUAACCGUGAACAACGUAACCGUGAACAGCGUAACCGUGAACAACGUAACCGUGAACAACGUAACCGUGAACAGCGUAACCGUGAACAGCGUAAGCGUGAACAGCGUAACCGUGAACAGCGUAAGCAGCGUAACCAUGAACAGUGUAAGCGCGAACAGCGUAACCGUGAACAGCGUAAGCGCGAACAGCGUAACCGUGAACAGCGUAACCGUGAACAGCGUAACCGUGAACAGCGUAACCGUGAACAACGUAACCGUGAACAGCGUAAGCAGCGUAACCGUGAACAGCGUAAGCGUGAACAGCGUAACCGUGAACAGCGUAACCGUGAACAGCGUAACCGUGAACAGCGUAACCGUGAACAGCGUAACCGUGAACAGCGUAACCGUGAACAACGUAACCGUGAACAGCGUAAGCAGCGUAACCGUGAACAGCGUAACCGUGAACAGCGUAACCGUGAACAACGUAACCGUGAACAGCGUAAGCAGCGUAACCGUGAACAGCGUAACCGUGAACAGCGUAACCGUGAACAGCGUAACCGUGAACAGCGUAACCGUGAACAGCGUAACCGUGAACAACGUAACCGUGAACAGCGUAACCGUGAACAGCGUAAGCGUGAACAGCGUAAGCAGCGUAACCGUGAACAGCAAUCUCUUUAA
Coregonus clupeaformis (lake whitefish) is the source of this 2150-nucleotide messenger RNA. Its product is annotated as protein Niban 1-like. The transcript has 11 exons. Lineage: Eukaryota; Metazoa; Chordata; Actinopteri; Salmoniformes; Salmonidae. The coding region runs from base 84 to 2150 and encodes 688 amino acids. The record is from RefSeq and is a predicted model, not a curated record.